UUCUAGGCUUUACUACUUCUGAAAAAAAGGAAGGAAUAAAAAAAAAUCAAAAAUCUAUAAAAAACAGUUUCCGUAGAUAACAGCAGCAGAAAGUUGCACAUGCGCAGCUCGUGGCUCUCUGAGUUGGAAGGGCGAAAGAAGGAAAAUCGUGCUAAAAAUUUCACAUAAAGCCUUUCCAAGCUCCUUUUUUCAUUCGUUGUUUAAUCGCUCUUGUCAACUCAAACAGUGAAAUAGUGAAAUUGAUUCGUUCUGAGAAGAGAAAAAUAAUAUUUUUUUAAGAUUUUUUUCUAACAUUUGUUAUUCGGUAUACCUCAUUACGUAUUUCACGUUCAACAACGAGAACGAAAAGAUAAAAAAUUGCAAGGCAAGCGAGAUUCUUCCGUGACUUGCAAUGUAGAACAAAAAGUUAUUGAUUCAAGAUUCUUUACUUUUUUUUUCGCCGAAAGGAAAAUAAGCAAAAAGAAGCUUCAAGUGCGUCUUCAUUUCUUUUUCUUGCUUUUAGGCAUUUUGGCACGAGCCUAGAAUUCAACUUUGCAUAAUGUUGUGUCAUUUAAAUUCUGUUUUUAUUUUUCCUUUUCCUCCCUAAGAGGCUUUUAAAUGAUUUGCAGAAUUUUCUCAUUUCUGUCUCAUGAAUUCAUGAAUAAAAAUAAAAAAUACAUAGCCACAAAAGUGGCAGAAGAAAAAUAAAAACCAACAAAGAAUUCGUCAUUCUUUUCAUCCUAGAAUAAUGAAAAAUAACCGGAGAGAAAAAUGAAAGCGAUGACAAUGAAUUGAAAACGAGAAUCGAGGGAAGAGUAAAAUAAGCAAUUUUUCUCUUCCAUCUUAUUCAUUUAAUAUUCAUCGGUAACACAUAGAUUCCUAGCCGUAAAAUACAAUAUUUAUAAUAUGAUAAUAUUGGAUGGCAAUGACGGUUGCGAAACGUAAGAUCCAAAAUGUAUCACUCAAACGAAAAAGGACACUUCAAAGCUGAAUGAAUAGCAAUAAAAAAAAUAGCGAGAGAAGAGAAAUUGACACUUAUUAAACAUAUUUCCACGACGAAAUAACAACCAGCCUCGAGGUUGAGAAAAUAAAGAGAAUAUAAACACUCGAGCUCGAACGAAGGCAUUUCCUAGUGACAUAAUAAAGAUAAAUAUAAUAUAAUAGAAGUAGAAAAAGAAAAAGAAAUAUUUUUGUGAAGGUGCUGUAGAUAACAAAUAAAAUUCGUCACCAUUGAACCGAAAAAGGAGAAAGAACUCUGGAAAGUCGCGAGGACCAAUAUGAAAAAAUUCACAUUCAAAGGCGUCUUGGACGGAUUUCGAUCUUCCGUUCAGACGACCCAACAACGAGGUGACAGGGAGAUCGAGGAAACGCUAAGGCCCAGCGACUUUACGCUCAAAAAGACAUUCCGCCAUGGCUUUCCACACAAUCCAACAGCACUCGCCUUUGAUCCGGUACAGAAACUUCUGGCUAUUGGAGAUAAAUACGGUUCGCUUCGAAUAUUGGGUCAACCGGGCGUCGAUGCUCAUGUCCGUCACGAAGGUGAAUCAGCAUGUGCUGUCAUUCAAAUCGAAUUCCUCGUAAAUGAGGGAGCGAUGGUGACGGUAACAGCAGACGAUACUUUACACUUUUGGAACUUUCAAAAGAAAAUUCCAGCCGUCGUUCAUUGUUUGAAAUUUCAAAGAGAAAGCAUCACAUACAUUCAUCUUCCGGUCGGCAGCAAAUGGCUCUACGUGGGUACUGAAAAGGGCAACAUUCACAUUGUUCACACCGACUCGUUUACUUUAAGUGGCUACAUCAUCCAUUGGAAUAAAGCUGUUGAACUCACAAUGAAGACGCAUCCCGGUUCGGUGGUUCAUUUAUCAGAUAAUCCACUUGACUCAAAUAAAGUGUUGAUAGGAUUCGAAUUAGGACUCAUAACCUUAUGGGAUAUGAAAGGAAAAUGUGCUGAAUUUCGAUGGCAAUCGCAUGAGCCACUUCGUUCAAUAUCUUGGCACCAUGAAGGCAAACACUUUGUGUCGUCUCACAUUGAUGGUUCAUUAUGUACGUGGCCUUUAAGAGCAACAGCUAAACCUCAGCUACUUAUUUAUCAUCAUGCGAAGCCAACAAAAGAUGGAAAGUUGGAAACAUGCAAGCCAAUCCAUAAAGUGGAUUUGAAAACAAAUCGCAAUGGAGAGACAUUUACAAUGUUCUCAGGGGGAUUGUCGAUGGAGAAAGGUGGUAAAUCACCGUGCAUCACCGUGUUACAAGGAAAAGGAACGACAGUGCUUCAUAUGGAACACCCGGUGGUUGAUUUCGUUGCAAUGUGUGAAAGUCCAUGGGCAAGCGACAUGCAAGAACCAUAUGCGAUUGCAGUUUUAUUACAAAACGGCUUGGGUAUCAUCGAUUUGACCUCAAAUGGUUUUCCAUGCUUUGAUUCGCCAUAUUCGAUGGACCUUCAUGACUCUCCUGUUACUUGUUGCACUUAUUUAGCUGAUUGUCCUUCGGACCUUGUGCCCGCUUUCUAUUCUGUGGGACGUCACACACAAAACCGUAAGCCAGGAACAUCAGAAAAGCAAUGGCCGGUGAAUGGUGGUUCAUGGGCGCCAGCAUCACGUAGUUACUCUGAAAUCAUUAUUACCGGCCAUCAAGAUGGUUCGGUGAAGUUUUGGGACGCUGGAUCGGGAUCUUUGUUAGUCUUAUACAAGCUCAAAACAGCAAAAAUCUUUGAGAAGCCGAAAACUCGUUCACUUGACAGUUCAUCGGACGAAGAUCCUUUAGCUAUACAAAUUAUAUCGUUAUGUGCUGAAUCAAGAAGGUUGUGUGUGGCUGGAUACAGUGGCCAUGUGAUAUUGUUUAAAUUUAGGAAACAAGAAUGUCUAUCAGAAACGCUAGUCUUAGAAAUUCCAAUAACUUAUGAAAACACUGACGAAGCAGAUGUCAGUCCCGAGUGUGAGUUCAUUCCUCGUUCAUUACCGAAACAACCUGACUCGAUGGAAAAUGAAAAAAAGUGCGACGGUAUGUUAAGGGUUCGACCUGGCCAACAAAGGAAACCACCAGGUUUUCAAGCUCAAUUAGUUUGCUUAACACCUUGGACGAACAACACUCAUCCCGGUCAAAUUACUUCCUUAUGCAUAAACUCUAGUUACGGAUUAAUGGCUUAUGGAAAUGAGUCUGGUCUAGCGAUAGUUGAUAUCGUGCAAAAAGUCUGUCUUUUCAACGUUGCAAGUCCUGACUUGUAUGGUGCACAAGAUCCAUAUUCACGAGUUCCCCGUAGUCCUAAACGUUCAGAGCCGCCUUACUCACGCGACGAGCAAUGUUCACCGAGCAAUGAUCAAUUGCUCGAUAUGUCAAUCAGUCCACAACCUAAGUCCAACGAGCCGUCACGUCCUGUUUCGCCUGCUGCCGAUGCACUCGAAGUUUUAUCUCUUGAUGAAGAAGCAAUAUCGCCUGAGGAAGCGAGUAAAAUGAAAGCAAAUCAAAGAAAGAAUUCUUCGUGGAAAGGCUUAAAGAAUCAGUUGUCGAAAGCGGAAAUGAAAAUUAAGAACACAUUUUCGGAGCCAUUCGGAAAAGAUAGAAAAGGAUCCAUUUUCUAUGGUUCAACUGCAGAGGGAUUUGUUUCACCAGUGGAACUAUCUCCUGAAUCAGUUGAGUCCGGUCCGCCAACACCCGACGAUGACAAAGAGAAAACAGAAAAAAUUGCUGAUCUUAUCAAGAACAUAGAAGAAUUAGGCUCUGAAUGUGAUAAGGAAGUAACGAAAACAACAAAUAGCGCAAACGAUAAAAAGGAUUCCAUUGUGAAGCGCGUGGAAUUUGUUGAAGAACCUUGCAAAAAGGUUAGCAUGUCAACGAUUGAAGGUGCUGGAAUUUCACGCCCAACCGAGCUUCCGUUGGGUGCUAGUGAAACGCCAACGCCUCCACCACGAGCUAAACGAGAAGGCUCAAAGAGACUCGAAAGAUUACUUUCGGUUCCUAACAUAAAGCUCAAUAAACAAGACACAAAUCGUUUGCUCAAUCUUCGUAAGACAUCAAAUGUCGUUGAUCAGAAAUCGAAUAAAAAUAAAGGAAAUUUACUACGGCGUUUCAGUCGUGCAGAUAAAUUGGACAAUUCAUUUUCUCGGUCGCGUUCAUCGUCGAUGUCGAGCUUAGAGAAUAUAACGUCUGAAGCAGUGACGUGUUUAGCGUUCGUUGAUAGUUAUACAAAGAAGAGCGAUCCAUCUGCACUCAUACCGACGUUAUGGUUAGGCACGAGUCUUGGGUCAGUUCUGACAGUUUCAAUUACAUUAUCAGAUGCUGAUAGUCGAAACACAUCACCGGUGUUAGUCUCGAUAUUAGGUGGUCCCAUUUUUCGAUUAAAAGGAUCCAUCUUGUGUAUGUCAUUUUUGGAUUGCAAUGGAGCUCUCGUCCCUUAUUCGUAUGAACCAUGGAAAGACGAGGGAAAACGAGAAAAAACGCCCACAAAAGGCACAAAUCGAAUGAGUCCCACACUUAAUCAAGAAACUUCUUUCGGAGAUCGUCAAUUUAUGGUGAUAACGAGUGAGAAACAGUGCCGAAUUGUAGCUCUUCCAAGUCAAAAUUGUGUUUAUCGUCUUCAAAUCACCGAGACGGAUUUCGUUGUAAGAGCUGAAGUUGUAAGCAUGAAAGACAGUGUUUGUCUUGUUUGUUACGUAUCCAAUGGUCAUCUUAUGGCUUUUAGUCUACCCAGCCUUCGUCAGCUUAUUGAUGUCGACUUUCUUCCCCUGGCCGACUUGAGCUUUCAGACCAAAUGUAAGCAAGGAAUCGUAGAUCCGAUGUUAUCAAUAUGGGGUCAACAAUUGAUUGUGCAUGAGGAUUCGAAUCACAAUCGAGGCCAUGGACUGUAUUUGGCAACACCGACUGAAAUUCAAAAGUUCACUCUUUGUUCAGAGUUCAGUCAAAACUUCAAUGACAUGCUGGGUGAACUUUAUCUUCAAUGUGAAAUGCCAGAACCGCCAAAGGAAAGUUUCUUUAAAGGACUCUUUGGGGGUGGAACAAAGAGCAUAGAUCGUGAAGAGUUGUUUGGUGAGACGUCAAGCGGCAAACCAAAUCGUUCAGUUGCAAAGUUAAUAUCUGGUCCGAAUGCAAAUAUUCAGGAGUUGGGAAAUCGAGCGAAUUCAGCGACGAAUGAAGUCAGUCGUGCUCAUAUGUUGAUGGUUGAACGUGGGGAUAAGUUGAAUCGAUUGGAAGACAACGCUGAAAGAAUGUCGAAUGAAGCGCAACAAUUCAGUGGCACGGCUCAUCAAUUGAUGUCGAAAUAUCGCGAUAAAAAAUGGUAUCAGCUGUAAGUCAUUCCCGAAAGCAUAAAUUUCAAUUUUCUGUUGUUGGACGGGACGUUCGACGUUCAUUUUUUGUUUAUCGACCGUGAAGAAUGGAAUGAAAUUAUAAUCAUUACUCACCAACAACAUCACAGCAAAAAGCAAACGAUUUUGCUUAUUUUCCUGCGGGCAUGAAAACCACGGAAUAAAAUAUUUUUAUUUAUUUACUUCUAUAUCUCUUCAUUUUAAGAGUAAAAAAAAUAAUUAUUGAUAAGCAAAGUAGAAAAUUUUGUGCUUAAAUAAUAAUAAAAAUAAUAAAGAACGAAUGAAGAAUUAAAAAUAAAAAUAUGAAAAUAAAAAUUUUUGGAGCGUUUGCCAAAUGAAAGCAGCGAACGCGUUUUGUUAUGUUAAUAAGAUGAUGAAAAUUAAAAUGAAAAAUUUAUGAAAAUGUUUUAAGCAAAGAACAAUUCAAUUAAAAAAUGAGAAAAAGAAAACAUAUUUAUGAUGAAGAUAAUGAAACCACUGUUGAUGAUAGCUUUAAAUCAAAAAGAAAAAAAAAAGUAUGAAAAAUAUUUGACUUUUCUUCUGAUACUCUGAUAGUGACAGAAAAAAAAAUGGAAGAAACUUUAUGAUAAAAUUAAAAACAAAAUCAAAUAAUUAGCUGAUGAUUAAGUGAAUAAAGAAAAUUCUUUGAAUAUAUGAUAGAUGUUAAGCUCCUUCUGCUGUACUCUUUUAUUAGCUCAUCACGCGACAAAUCAUCGUUCAACGAGAUGAUGUGUGGUCUGAGAUAAAGAAAAAAAUUUGAUAAAACAACAAAAAAAAAACUUUCGUACAAAGAAUAAGAGAAAAUUGUUUCAUGGUUGAUGUGUUUAUCGUUUUUCCUUUGUCUGUUCCCAUCUAGCAACAAAAAACCGUCGUUUUUAAUUUAUCUUUCGCUUUCUUUCACCACCACGACGCAGAAAUAACUCGCGGAAUAACUUAGCGAGUAUGGAAUGAUGUAUUAUCAGAGGAAAAUUCUUCUGUUUUGGAAUUUCGCGUUUAUAUCAUUUUUACUCAUUGUGUUCUGUUUAAUUAGGCGAGGGCGGGCUGUUUUUUUUUGUUCUGACAGAGCUUGAAGAUUAAAGUCUAAUAACUGUUCUUAAGCUCACAGCUUGAAUUUUAUUCAUUUCCAAAUAUCCUUCGUCUUUUCUCCUAAGUAUCUCGUUUCAAGUGUCAUUUCAAUUUGAAAAAAUGGCUUUCAAACGCUGAUUCAAAUAACAAGGUAGUAAGAGAUUAUGGGAAAGAAACAUAAAUCGAAAAUAAAGAGAAGCAAAUAACUGGGCCGAGAACAAAAUAUGAGAGCAUAAAAUUUAAAGAUCCACAAACAUAAACCGUUUAGUUAGAAGUCUUUUGGGAAAUUAAUUGAUUCUUUUCCAAGUUUGAAACACGAGAAUGCGAUUCAAUUUCGUCCAUUCUUGCUUUUUUGCCAUUUACAAAAUUCACAGAAGAAAUGAUUCUAUCAUAAAACUUUAUUUUCAGCUUUUUCUUUUUUAUUCCUUUCUAACAAGCGAAGAGAAAAAAUUCCUUUAAUACAGCCAAAAUGAAAAUAAAUUGAUUAAAAACUUCCUUAGAUGCGGGGGUGAAUGAAGAGAAAGUGAGAGUUUAGAGCAUGGGGAGAGUCAUAAAAUAAAUAAAUUUGAAAGCUAUCAUAAGCCUCAAAUAUUAACGACGCUUACUUUCUCGUAAAAAUCAUAAAUCACAUGACUUCGAGCACCUGAUUCGGAUUCUUAGUGUUCCUAAAUAUAACUUUUGUUCUUCUCUUCCUUCUCCCUACAACAACUUAAAAUAUUGAAUAAAUAAAUAACCUUUUCCCGGCUUCAUUUACACACACAGACUGUAAUCAGUAAUUAAUUUUUCACGUUCUCCUUUAUUAAUUUAUUGUGUGUGCUAAAUCACCAUAAGCAAGAGAACAUUGAAUAUGAGAAGGCGUGUAAAUGGCGAAAUGUUUAGAAGAAAACAUUUUCAAAGUAUUUUUUUUUUCUUUACACUAAUAAUGAAUAAUAAAAAUAAAAGAGAAACUCGUUAAAAUAUAUCUGUGGUUGCUAAUGAUAUAAAAACAAUAUGAAAAUGUCAUGAAAAUCAAAAAAAAAGAAGAAAGUGUAUUGUUGUAGAAAAACAGUUAUAGCGAAGCUUCUCAUUUGCCAUUCAUCAUCAUUUCCCAUGAAUAAGAAAAGAAAUUCUAUUAACUUCAACUUCGGAAAAUUAUUGUCAUUUAUCAUGAUUUCCAAUCUUUUUUCUCUGUUAUUCAGUUAUGCUGCGAAUAUUCCCGUUUCCUUCCCUCCACCCGCUCGAACUUGUCUCUUUUUUUUAUCUCAUCUGCCUACAAAAUGUCGUCAGAUGAACAUACAACAAUGCGAACUAAAUAUCUUGAAAAGAUUUCAGAGCGGGAGGGAGAAGAUGGAAUAUCUGAUUUUAUAUACAAAUGAAGAAAGUUGCUUUGUUUUCAACUCCUCCUUUUAUAUUUUCAACCUCACUCUCAUAAAACUUCCUGAGAUGAAUUUUUAUAUCUGUCAAGGUAUGACAUAUGCUUAAGAGACACGAGAAUUUUUUAUGAAUAAAAAGGAAAAUAAAAAAAAUGCAAAAACAUUUGAACUUAUAACUUAAAACCAGCAUAACUUUAGAAACUUAGUGCAGUAAAGUCAGGAAAACUUUGUCUAAUCUGCAGGCGAUCAAAAACCAGAAAACUUUGUCUUGCAAACGCUGUAAGCAUUAUUUGAAUGAAAGUUAAAGUUUAAAGUUUAUUUGACUCAUAACAGAACAAACAAUUGAAGUGUCACUCAAUGUCAAUAUUGAAAUUGCUUUGAUUUGUCCCUCCUCACAGAAAUUUAAAUACUUACACACCACAGCGAAAUUUUUCAUCUUUCACUCUAUUACGAGUUUUAAAUGUUUAAUCCAUCAUCAGCAAAGUUAAUGAAUGCAAAAAAAAAUGAAAAUGUUCCGCCAACAUAUCAGCAGAGAGCAAAAAAUCAGAAACAAAAUUCGACCAUUUAUCAAAUUUACAAAAGUCUCGACAGAAAAAUUGAACGAAAUUGUCACGGAAAUUUUUUUUGCUGCAAAUUCCUUUUUAUUCUGAAAAGUUUCGUGACAUGAGAACGAACACUCGACAAAAUCCCGGUCAAAUCAUAUCAGAGAACAAAAAUCCAAAACGAUUUUAAAAAAAUUCAAUUCAAUAUCUGAAAAUAAAAGAAAAAACCUUUUUGGGCCAUUUUGAAAAGAAGUAAAAGCAAAAUAUCAUUUUAUGUGAAAUCAAAUUUUUAAUGUGAUUUGCUUUUGAAGUAUGAAGGGAAAUAUGUCAUCAUAUGAACAGUCUUUUAUCUCUUAUACUGCAACUUCUCAAUGAAGCUUCCCCAAACUAUCUUUUCCCUCUUCUAUGUAAUUCUUUUUGUAUUUAAAAGCACUUACCUACAUUCAAUUCAAUAUUUUCUUUCACAUUUUAUGAUUCCUCUUACGAUAGCAAAUAUUUAAAAUAAAAUCGUAAAAAAGAGACAAUAAAGCGAAAUUAAUUUCUUAGAAAUUGAUUGAUAAUUGCAAUUUUGAGUUUAAUUAAGGGAAUUCAACCGUUUGUUAUGACGGAACUUUAUGUUCAAUCAAUAAAAGAUUACAAAGUUGAAAGAAUGAAAAAUCUAAGAUUUCAAUCAGAUUAUAAAUGUAUAAAAGAAGGAAAAAAAUAAAAAUAAAAUUUAAUGAAAGAUAAAUCAAUCUUAAAUAAAUCCACCUUAUAACGGAGCUAAUAACAAGAAGAAAAGGAAAGAAAACUCCAAAGAAAAAGAAAAUAAAUUCAUUAAAAGAUGCUCACGAUCUUCCUGUAUAAUUUUUUUUUAUGCUUGAAAUUUGCGUAAUUGUAAAUUAUCGUUUUUUAAGGCUGCAAAGUUCGUAAAUGAAUGAAAGAAAAAUUCAAAAAUAAGUUUAUGAAUUAGAAGAAAAUAAAAAGAAGGCUAACCUUGAACCUUGAAGACGAAAAAUGCCAAAUUAAAUUAAAAUGAAAAGAAAAAAUUAAUAAAAUUUGAAAGGAAGAAUGAAGAAAAAGUGAACACAAUAUUACACACCCACACACAGAUUACCAGAAUUCUUAUAAAAUGUUAACAGGUUAAAUAUUUUGUUACUUACGUUAGAAGAAAAAAACGAGAAAGAAAACUGUUUUUUCUUUAAAUUAAAACAAAUAUGUGCUAUUUGCAAAGUUUCCCUUGUGGAUUGCUAACGAAAUUAAUGAAAGAAAAAAGCUUUCAAGAGAAAGGCACACAACAAUUUGUUGAAGCUGAAAUGAAUAAAUUUUUGUUUUUUGUUUUCCUUUUCUAAUUUUUAUGUACAUUGCAAAGAUGGUAAAAAAUAAUAAUUUACUUAUGACAAAAUGAAUUAAGGGACGGGGAUGGGACAAGCAUAAAUAUGAUAUAAUGAGAAGAAACAUUGCUUUAAUGAAAUGAGAUAUAUACUUAUACACACACAUACACACACAUUUUAAUACAAAAGAAAUUAUUAUGAUGAUUAUGGGUAAAUAAAGGAUAUAUAAGAAAAAAAAGGAAAAUAAUAAAAUUGAGAAAAUUGUUUAAUUGAAGUUUAUAAUGAUGAAUAUAUAAGAAAAGAUGAUGAAAAUUUAUGAUAUCUUAGAUAUAUCUAUGUAAGAUACAGAUUCGUUAUGAUAUGUAACAGAACAAUAUAAAUCAAGCGUCACUCCUUCAUUAAGUAUUUUAAUUUUUUCUUCCCCUCCUCAACAUUUUCCAUCCUUCCACUCACAUUCAUCGCUCGAUGUAUACUUGACGUUAGUCUCACGCAUGCUGUUGCUAAAUCUCAACAAAGAUACGUUGUUAAAUGGCUCUGAGCGUUGAAAAAACAAUUUUAUGUUGCCAAUUAAUUAAAAACAAAAUCAUCAAAAAAAGUAUAUAUAAUUAUAAGCUUUCAACGGGUUGUCGGAGUCAGAAAAUUGUAGCAUUGAAGGCGAGAGAGUGGAAAAAAUCAAUAACCAAAGGCUUUUUAUCCUCACCAUGAUUUAAAUGUAAUUUAUAAAUUGUUCAUCGAAAAAAAGAUGAUGCAGAAAAUCUUACAAUAAAAAUAAAUCUGAAUCAUUAAAAAUGUUGAUCAUUAAAAUCAAACUUUCUUUCUUUCUUUCGUAUCAAUAAAUUCUUUCAUUUUUCUCUCUUUCUUCACUCACCUUCCACCUUCUUCCACCCACAAUUCGCAUUAUUAUUAGUAUAAAUUCAAUUUAUUAGGAUAAAGCAACAAAGAAAACAAAAUUUUAUUGUCUGUUCGCUCUCAUAAAGAAAAAUCAACAAACAUCAGAAAAGUUCAAAACUAAUAAAUUAUAAAUUAUAACAUGCAAUGAAUGGGAGAAACAGAAAAUGAUUUGAAUUUUAAAAAUGUACUCAAGUAAUGAUGAAAACGAAGAAUGAAAAAUCAUGAACAUUUCUUUUUUGAUUAAACAUUUUGAUGAAAGAAAAUUCAAAGGAGAUGAAAAUAAAAGAAAAAAAAAGAAAAAAGUUAUUUUCGAAAAUUAACAGCAAAGAAAAAUUGUUUUUUUGUUAAUAAUUUAUUUAUUUUCUUUUUGUGUGCUUUUUUUCUCUUCUUUUAUUUUGCAAGCAAUCAUCGUCAGUUGAUGAUCAAACAAGUCAAGCAUGUGAUGGAAAAGUCUGUCUGACGACUGCUUGUAACAUGCCCCAAAGAAAUCAUUAUCAAAACAGAACUUUCUUGGAAUCAUUCAACAUCUUCCAAUCGUUUAGUUUCACACAAAAGUUUAAUUUCAGUUCCUCUUCCGUUCUCUCUUUCAAUAAUUAAAGGAUGAAAACGGAAAUUUCCGUUAAAAUAAUUUUGAAUUAAUUAUUAAAAAAGAAAAGAAAACUUCUUCAAUUUCUUCUGAUGAAGAAGAAGAGAAUGUGUUAAAUAAGUUAAAAUUCCUUUCCAUCUCUUGUUACUCGCUUUUAUCGUGAAGUGGAAAUCGAACGAUUCGCAAUUGAUGACCAAAAUCAGUGAUAAUUGAUCCAAAAGAUGGUAGCAUAAUUUUUGGUGUGAUUUGUUGACUCAUUUCAGAACGAUCGAGCUUAACUUCAUGUUUCACAUGACCAUCUUUUACGUCCCAAACCAGAAGAGCUCCUGGCUUUGCUGUUAUCAAUAAUGAUGGCGUCAACAUGACAAUAGAGUUGGAAUAAGCAUGAUGAAGUAUAAUAGUGCUGAGAAGAUGCCCUUGAAAUCUCUCCCAAACUCUUAUUCUCUCAUCAAGUCCCAAAGUUAUUAUAUAACUGGGUGCACUUGCUAUCGAUACCAAGCAAUCUUCAUGUGCUUGAAGAUUGUACAGACAAGCACCUGUAAUCAGAUCCCAAACACAAAGUAAUCCAUCUUGAGAUCCAGAACAUCCCGUUCCAGAUUGAAAUCGAUCAAUAAGAAGUGAAGUAACUGGUGAACAAUGUCCAUGAAGUGUAAAGAAUAAUGUAUUCGAGUCUGUAUGAAAGACUUUCAACGUAUGAUCUUGACUUCCAGUGAAGAGAAAAUUACCGAGGACAUCUAAGCAUGUUAUUGGUUGUGUAUGUCCUUGAUGUGGCAACUCGAGAAUACAUCGAAGUUCUUCUUCCGUCGGUGAAUUUGAUGAUAGAUUGUUGUGCUGUAUUGAUGAUGAUGACGAUUGAUGAUGAUUACCAUGAUGAUGAUGAUUAACUGCUGCAUUGAGUGAAUUUCUUUGUGUAUAUCUUUGAUUUUGUUGCUGAUUAAAAUUACUUAUGCUACCCGCCGAUCCCGUUCUGACAUGUGUUCGACGAUACGCCGACGUAAAAUUCCAAUCAAUGUGACGUCCUUGCGUGUAUGUUUCAAGUCGCAGGAAAUCAAUUCGUCCCGAGAGUCGUGCUGCUACCACUUUAUCACUUGCAAGUUUUAGAUGUGUAACGCCAUUGCCAUGCGUUGAUUCAGUUUGAUAAAUACACUUAAAACUACCGGUCGUACCCUCCCAAAACUCUAACCGACCAUCAGCACAGCCGAUUGCAAUCAAAUUAUCAAUAAAAUCAAGCGCCCAUAUUGGUGAUGUGUUGUAUGAUGUUGCCGAUGAAUUCAAACUAUUUAUGCUGUCACUACUGCAACCAUUAUGUAAUUUAUGAUUAACAUUAAUUUGAUUAAAACUGUUGAUGUUGUUAUUAUUAUUAUUUAUUCCUAUUGCUCCAUUUGCAACAAUUUCACCCUCUGAUGAAUGAUUUGUCAUUGUCACAACAGCAGCUGGUUCAAAAUAUUUAUCGAAACUUUUUUGAAAAUCAUUUUUAGUUGAUGAGAAUCUUGAUGAUGGUGACGAUGAUUGGAAAUCAAAUUUAAGUGACGUCUUUAAUCGUGUUAAUGUUGAUGAUGGUU
This is a messenger RNA of Clunio marinus, 12584 nucleotides long. Lineage: Eukaryota; Metazoa; Arthropoda; Insecta; Diptera; Chironomidae. The record is from the annotation of a GenBank genome assembly.